Messenger RNA from Oppia nitens, 301 nucleotides. Its product is annotated as protein MANBAL-like. Gene Ontology annotation, cellular component: membrane. The record is from RefSeq and is a predicted model, not a curated record. The transcript has a single exon. The coding region runs from base 43 to 276 and encodes 77 amino acids. Lineage: Eukaryota; Metazoa; Arthropoda; Arachnida; Sarcoptiformes; Oppiidae.
AACGACGCCAUCUCUCACAUCAAUUACGUCUCAGUGCAGAAAAUGGCCGACUUUUGGGAUGAGUUGUUGAGAUGGGGUCUUGUGGUCGGAGCUGUCUUUCAACUGAUCUGUAUUUCGGCAGUCAUUUGGGUUCCAUCUUCUUGUGGUUCAUCUUCGGAAGCGCAAGAAUCGGAGGAAUGGGAGACAAAUGAAAGAAAAACGAGAGAAUCGACUGAAUCUCGGACUCAAAGCGCGCGACGAAUGAAAGCAACGAAAGAACGAAAGAAAAGACGAUAAAAAUAAAGAGUUUUUAUUCAUUGAA